Boleophthalmus pectinirostris (great blue-spotted mudskipper) is the source of this 6136-nucleotide messenger RNA. Its product is annotated as kinesin-like protein KIFC3. The transcript is spliced from 20 exons. Gene Ontology annotation, biological process: microtubule-based movement. The record is from RefSeq and is a predicted model, not a curated record. The coding region runs from base 2661 to 5432 and encodes 923 amino acids. NCBI's taxonomy places the organism in Eukaryota, Metazoa, Chordata, Actinopteri, Gobiiformes, Gobiidae. Gene Ontology annotation, molecular function: microtubule motor activity; microtubule binding; ATP binding.
CAAACUCGCAUUCAUACUUUUGCAGCACCACAUGCUUUACUAAGUUUGCGUCUAUUUCCUCUGCUGGCGUUUGAAAAGUUUUGUGUUCGCAGAUAUUUAUUUUACAGCGCACCUUAAAUAGUGCAAUGGCCUCCUUUACAACUGUGUGUUCCAACAUAUGUCUGAGUUUAGCUGCAUUUCGUUCAUCUUACAAAUUGUUUAAGAAUCACAGAGCUCCAUCUCUUGGCUUCUUCCUGCUUGGACUUUCUGCAGGACUUUCUACUUUAGCAUCAUUCAGCUCCUUCUUCAAUUUUCUACCAGAGAAUGAACUGUCAUGGGCAUCUGAGGUCCUGGCUCUAACUUUGCUCUCCUUUGAACUUCUCUGGCUGAGCGAAGACCACAACACUGCUUAUAUCCUUCUAUGUGGAUCGUGCCUUCUGGUUGCACUAAGAGAUUGGUUAUCAGAAGAUGCAUUUUCACUCAUGACUCACUGCCUGUGCCUGUCUUCGCUGUCCUGCUGCCUUACAGUUUGUCUGUUCACUGGAAAUACCUUAGGAGCUCUUGCUGGUUUGGCUCUGGCUCUUCCUUUGACCAUGGCGACCACAGCUGCAGCAGAGGGACUUCUGGAGUGGAUUUUGAGAGGUAUUUUGUGCGUGGGGUGCUGGGCAUCCACACGAGCUCUUAGGAUAUUUCUAAUAGAAGUGACAGACAAGUGUAAUAUAAGUAUUUAGUUACUUUCAGAGCUAGGCAUGUUCUUUUUAAUUAAUACUCUACACUACUUAAAAAGAGCAGUCUGUAGAAAAUGUAAUAAUAGUAGAUAAAUCUAAAAUCUAAUAAAAUUAUAUAUUUUUUUUCUUAUAAACUGACACAGCAGAUUAGUAUACAGCUAAUACCAGGGAUACUUUUAUGGUCAGUGGGGAAAAUGUUACUUGCCAAAAAUUCCCUACUGUUUACAUGCAAGUUGGUUUGUUGGUUGUUUUGUUGUGUAUUGUGAACUCAGGUCUAUAUAAAAAAGUGUGCCUGUAUGCAUUUGUCUAUGCCUUUGUUUAUCUGGUAACUUUACUAUACCUUACAUUACAGUACAGUACUUUACAUUUUACAUAGCGCUGAAAUAAGUUUGUAAUUACACAAUGGUUUCAUUCAUGAUUGCCGAGCCAGUUGGUACCAGUGAGUCAGUUUUUUGUUUUAGAUCGUUCAUCCCAGCAACAUCUAUGGGUAUGUGCACAUGCACACUGAAAUUGGAUUAUAAUCUGAUUUUUGGACAUUCAAGGAUCAUUUAAAAUGUGUCUGAGAGAGGCUUUUAAGAAGACCCGUGCCCCUGCUUGCUCUCGUCUCAGCCCGUGGCACCGCUCAGUCCAGCCGCAACCCGUGCCACCAUUAGGUCUUAUCCCCUGACGCUGCAGUGCAUUUAUCUGUACUAGAGUUAGUUUGGCGCCUGCUGGAUAAUUAGGACAGGUGUGCUCCGUCAAUGUCUGAGGUUGUGAGUUGGGCCAGCGCUUCAAACUAUAAAAAAUAAAAGGUUCCACAAAAUUUACACAUCAACAUUAUAACAUGCAAAUAAAAACAGAUAAAACACACAAAUAUUCCAUAUUCCCACAAAAAGACACGUAAACUACACAAACUGAUGGGAGGAUUCAAAAGGACCAAGAUCAAAAAUACAUUACAUGAUUGCUGUUUACAAAAAAUAUGAUAAUAAAUCAGGUGUAAACACAGCUACUCUUGGUGUUAUCUUGCAUCCAUCCAGCUGGCCCCAUUGAUUUCAUCGGCCUCAGCAGUAUUCAAAUAUCUGCAGUGAUCUACGGUCUUGGCCUUGUUCCUUGUCUUUUAUGUUAUAGAGAAAGUUGCUUCGUUUACAUCCUAAAAUAGCAUUAAAGGGAGUUUUGCCUUGGACCAGUUUGUCCACAAACACAUCCUUGCAUUUUGCUGAUUCUUCACAGUAAAUUGUAUGGGGCACUGCAGAAUCUCUCUCAGGGUUUCAGAGUUUAGAGACACGUCCCCCUUUUACUGCAGUGCAUACACAACCGAGAUGGUUGUGUAUGUUUGACUUCUUUCAGAUCUCUGGCCAAACUGUCGGACAAAAUGAUAAGAUUUAUUAACACAGUUUGAGGAUAAUGUGUGUUGUUGGUGUUUCAUUCUGUAGCAGUCUUUAAUUUUGUGGGUAUCAUUAUUUCAUAUAAUUAUUCACAUGUUUAGCUGUUUGGUUGUUCUUUUUCUCGUGAAAGACAUACUGUGGAUUUUAUAUGAUCUCAGUUUCAGAUUUUACAAGCAAUUUAACUAUUUUAUACAACAUUUGCCUGCCUUGGUUUUGGUAAUUCUGAUUUUCAUUUUGUGUUUGAACUGGAGCUAUGUGAUAGUAUACUCAAACAAGUUUUAUAGGCUCAUUAGCAGCAUGUAGCAGAAAAUAAUUAGUCUUGACUUUGUAACUGCCUCCUAACACUGCAGCAGACUGAAGCGCUGCACUGGGCAUGCUCAGUCCAGCAGCAGCCUGUAGGUAGAGUGAAGUGGUGAGGAGGAGGAGAGUAAAGAGAGAAAGAGGGAGGAGAGAGGGAUGUGAUAUUCGCACAGGACCCUGACAUGAGACGAGGACUGUACGAGGCAAUGGCAAAAACUGGAGUGUUAUGACGGCAUCAGCUGUGAAGAAAAGAUGGGAGCGAGAUAAGGUUUUUUGAGUUGGCGUCGAGAUGUAUGCCUUCUACUCUCUUCUAGUCUACAUUUUCUACACUGUCUUUAAAAAGGAGGAGGAGGAAGCUUUGGAGGGAGCAUGUGGCGGCACGUCUACAAAUGAGGCAGAACAUGUUUCCAUGGAAACAGGGACCAAGAGAUGUGGCCACACCCCCAAACUGGGAAAAAAGGAUUUUGCUCGACUUCAGCUUGAAUCAAGCAGCAGCAGUGACAGUGAUGAGUUGUCUCCAAGUGAUGAAGAUGAUACAGACGGCACAGAUCUCCCAGCAUGCACUCCUCUGGCUGCAUUCUUGUCCUUCAAACAAGAAGCAGAGCAGAGAAGGACCUCACAACACCAUCUCGAAACACCGGCAAAGAUCACAGACUCUCCCCUGGUGGCCGUGAUGUCCCACUUAUUGACUUUCCUGGAGCAGUAUUCACACUUCCAACAACUGCAGCAACAGGCCGACCAGUACAGGGUCCAACUGAAGAGACAUCGCAUUCAACAUCGACGUCAAAUGAAGGCUCUGAGAGCUUCUUAUCGGCAAAGACUUAAGGACAAGAAGAGCAUCAUUACCAGUUUGGAGGAAGCCUUUAGUCAGCAGCAGGCCCAGAGUCCCCUGAGUGAAGGUGAAUGCAGCAGUGACAGUGGGGCACAGGGGGGAGUCCAUCUCCUGGUGGAGUCUCUGUACGGUCUCCAGAGCGAAAGGAGCCAUCUGAGAGGAGAACUGCGUCUGCUGCACUCACAGCUUGAGCAGAAAGACAAAGACCGAUGUUCCAAAAUACAGGCCUUUCAGCAACAGAUUGAUGAAUUGAAAGGAUGCAUAGAGGAACGAGAAGAAGAGCUAUCCAGACUCAGAAUUUCUUCAGGUGCCACAGACUCUGAGAAAAGGGUGCUGUGUUUGACUGCAGAGAAUGAGAGUCUUAAGCAGAGCCUGAGUGUGACCCAGGGGCUUCUGCAGCAGCUGUCCACCAUCCCCUCACAGUCCAGCAACAUGCUCAUGAAGGAAAAUGAGAACCUGAGGAGCAGAGUGCAACAGCUGGAGAUGUCUCUCCAGCAGAGAGCGGAGCAAUUAUCAAACCUGGAGCGCCACAGUGAGGCGAGUGAGUGGAGACGAGGAGAGGAGCUAAGGAAACGCGAGGACCGACUCAGAGAUCUGCAGCUGGAGUUAGACCGAGAGAGGGCGAAGGACCCAGUGGUUAAGUAUGUGACUCAGACUGUGGAGGUGGAGUCCCCUGCAACUUUGAAGCAUCUAAAUAAAGUCAGACAGAAGAAUGAAGUGCUCUCUGAAAAACUGGGUCAUCAGAACGAGAGGUGCAAACAGCUGGAGGAACAAAUUAGGAAGUCUGACGAAUACAGCUGUAACCUGCAGCACAAGAUUGCAGCGUAUGAGAGAGAAAUUAGCUCACUGAGGGAACAGCUACUGAGGGAGAUUGGACAUUUGGAGGAGAGGAAGGAGGAGGCGGUAAAAGCUGCUGCCAACUGCUCUGCGGAGCACUUUCAGAAUCUCCAGGACCAGUUCUUUUGCUUACAAAAGCGCUUAACUUCACUACCACCAACUUUACGUUCCAUGAAGACAGACUAUGCCAGCCUGAGGAGCCAAGUCCGAAACUUUUCAGACUUUUAUGGAUCUGCUAUCAAUGAGGCAAAAAAACAAAUUUCUGCCGCUAUCAGUGAGAUGUCAGAGGCCAAUAAAGAUCUUCUGGAGAAAUACAGGAAAGAGGUAGCUCUGCGGAGGAAGUACCACGAGCAGCUGGUGGAACUUAAAGGUAACAUCCGUGUGUUGUGCCGUGUGAAGCCUGUGCUGAAAGAAGACCAGCACGAGGAGGGUCAGUCUGUAGUUGUGACCCCUGACCCCAACAAUGAGUCCUCCUUGACAGUCCUCAACAAGGGGAAAGAUCGAAUCUUUGAACUGGACAAAGUGUUCCACCCUCAGGCCACACAGGAGGAGGUCUUCCAGGAAAUUGAACCUCUUGUUACCUCAUGCAUUGACGGAUACCAUGUCUGCAUUUUUGCCUAUGGACAAACUGGCUCUGGCAAAACCUACACGAUGGAGGGAAGCGUGGAGAAUCCAGGCAUAAACCAGCGUGCACUCAAACAACUCUUUAAUGUGAUUGAGGAUCGUAAAGACAUGUGGUCUUACUCUGUCUCUGUGAGCUCGGUGGAGAUCUACAAUGAGGUGCUCAGAGAUCUGCUCAGUAAAGACGGUGAGAAACUCGACAUAAAGAUAAACCCCGAUGGAACGGGACAGCUGCAUGUGCCAGGCCUGAGAGUCAUUGAAGUGAGGAACUUUCAACACAUCAAGAAGAUUUUAGCGACUGCACGGCGCAACAGGAUCACGUUUGGGACGCAGAUGAAUCAGCACAGCUCUCGCUCUCAUGCUCUGCUCUGUGUCACUGUGGAGGGAAUAGACCUCGCAACAGGAUCAAAAACCACAGGCAAGUUAAACCUGGUAGAUCUGGCUGGUUCAGAGAGAGUGUGGAAGUCCGGAGCUGAAGGGGAGAGACUGAAGGAGGCCCAAAAUAUCAACCGCUCCCUGCUGGCACUGGGAGACGUCAUCCAGGCUCUGAGGGCUCGGCAGACUCACAUCCCCUUCAGAAACUCUCGCCUCACGUAUCUGCUGCAAGAUUCGCUGGGAAAAGGCAGCAAGACAGUGAUGGUUGUCCAGGUGUCGGCUUUGGAAAGCAACCUCGGAGAAACUUUAUGCUCACUUAAAUUUGCCCAGAGAGUGUGCAAGGUGGAACUGGGCCCAGCAGCCAGGAAGAUUGAAUCUGGUGGAUUAUGCGACUGACAGACAGCCUAAGGUGCUUCCCUCUUCUACCUAUUAUAGCAAGAAGUAUUAUUUAAUAUUUGAAUUGAAUCCCAACUUCAGCAACAAUGUGAAGAAACGGCAAUUUUGCACAAGGGCUAAAUAAGUAGCAGUCUGUGUUGCAAAUGCAUGUCAACUUCUGACUGAGGAUAUCAUUUAGCGCUCCAAAAGAUCCCUUUUAGUUUAAAAGUAAUCCUUAACUGGGGUAUGGGUGCUAAACGAUUCCACCUUAUAUCUAGAACAAACCAUGCUUUGUACACCUUGAAUAAUAUUUUCUGUGAAGAGGUUUUUAUGUUUCACGCAGUAUGGCCCCAAAUAGUUUUAUCUUGCAAUUUAUAUUUGACACGGGCUAUAUUUCCCAUCUUGCUCUAAAUGUUUGUAGCUUGUGUGCUUCACAUGCAUUGUUGUUCUCUAUUGAGGUCUGUAGAUGUGCAUUUUACAUAAAAGCGUCAUUUGUGCUUUGGAUAAACUUGUAGCAGAAAAGCAAAGAAAUGUCCAGAUGGAAGUUGAACUGGUGGCCUUGUGGUAUUAUAAUGAACUGUGCAAUAUCCCCCAGAAGAGGGCCAGAUGCACUUUAAUAUGAGAGGGCCUGUAUAUCGCAUUAGGGGUCUUCGGUAGAUAAUACUAGUGAAUGUCAAACCAAAAACUAAACGUUCAUGUAUUUAUCACCUUUUAGAUCUUUGGAU